AUGAACGUUCUUCAGCAAGGCUCAGCCAUUCCUGAUGUCAGCGAUGAGAAUAUUCAAGUAAUAAAAGAAAUUGUAAGGGAUAAUGGUGAACUGAUAGAAGAAUAUGUGGAUUAUUUGGUUUCCACCAUAGCUAAAGUUUAUCCUGACCGUAGAAGGAAACUGUUUUUCGUUAUUGAUUAUCUAUUCAAUAGAAGUCAUGCAUUCCGAGUAUGUGUUAUCGAGAAAAUUGAUGAGAUUUUCUACUCUGUUCUCGGGGUAUGGAUACGUAAACUGCCUGUGAGGCCGGAACCUCAACUUGAUUUAUCUUUAAAAAUAUAUGGAAUGAAGACGUUCAAGUCAUGGGUUGAUAAAUACGGAGAGGGCUAUGAAGCUUUAUUAGUUGCACACCAUUGCUUACUGAACGAGAAGGGUCUUGAUUAUAAAAAUUUAUCCGUUGAAUCAGCUGUGGAAAAAGAAAAGCGUGAAGCAAAGCAGCGUAGAGACGAACAGCGAGCAGCUGAGAAAGCUGCGGUAGUCGAAUCACAAUAUAAGGAAGUUAAAGAAGAGAUGGAAAAAAUCUUGGUGGAAACUGAUAACGCUCUGAGAAUCCUUGUGCCUGUUUUCGAAGAUGAUCCUUAUGAUGCGGAGAAAGAAGAGCCGAAGGCUCCAUACGAUAAAAAUCUUCAUGGUUACAAUACUAAUGAGAGUAUAACUAUUCAUUUAAAGGAGGUUGUCCCAAAUGUUAAAGUAUCAAAAGACAAUGAAGAUGUUGUCCAGGUCGUCCGCGACUGCAAGAUUUCUUUGGAUGGUCACAUCAAAACAUUAAAUAAGUGGUUAAUGUACUUAGUGAAAGGAGACUCUUCUGCUGAUUUGAUAAAACAACUCGUUAGUUUGAAAUCGAAGAUGGAUGGUUUAUGCCAGAAAAUCGACGAAUUGAAACUGCCUAAAAUGAACCCAACGCGAAAGGCACUUGAAUCUUCUGAUGAUGACUCCGACCUUGAAGAUGUUCCCGAAAAGGAAGUCGAAGAUUUUGUCGCACCUUAUGAAGUUCCUGAAUAUAUAAUGAAAGGAAUUGCUCGAAACGAAGCAGGACCGAGUAGCGCCAUUUUGGGUACUUCUUCGAAUAGAACAACUGCACAAUUAGAAAUGAGCAAAGAAACGAGUAAAAAUUCAAACAAAAGAUCUCUGAAUUCUUCUGAUAAAGAAUCACUUUCUGACCAGGAAAAGGUUUGCCGCGCCCCACUAGGCGAUCAUUUGCUUUGUCCAAGGAAGGAUCUGAAAAAAUGUCCCUUUCACGGUGUUAUAGUGGAGAGAGAUGAUUCUGGUGUUCCUUUGAAGCAAGAACCAUUUUCACUGCAGGCCGAAAGGGCAAAAAUACCAAGAGCGGAACUUACAGGUUCAUAUUGCCUUGAUGAUGAUGAAGAGUACAUUCGAGAUCUUGAAGCCGGAACGGGUAAAUCGUUCAGUUUCAAAGGCAAAAAGACGGUCAACCAGGUUUCGAGUGGGCAGGCCACACGUAACCGUCUCACCAAGAAGUUACUUAAUAAGCGAACGGUCAGAAGGAUAUGA
Auanema sp. JU1783 is the source of this 1548-nucleotide messenger RNA. NCBI's taxonomy places the organism in Eukaryota, Metazoa, Nematoda, Chromadorea, Rhabditida, Rhabditidae. The record is from the annotation of a GenBank genome assembly.